Molecule: messenger RNA, 181 nt
Organism: Funneliformis mosseae
Lineage: Eukaryota; Fungi; Glomeromycota; Glomeromycetes; Glomerales; Glomeraceae
Source: the annotation of a GenBank genome assembly
UUGAAAUAUCUUGAUUUCGAAUUACCUGAUUUUAGAGUUGGUAUCUGUAAUUUAGAAUUACAGUAUUACGGUAUUGCAACAGCAUGUUGUAAUAAUACAACUUUAAAGCCCAGAAUUUACAGUGUUGCAACUAACUAUAAAUUACGGAAAUGUCGCAAUAUUUACGAUGUUGCAACUAACC